AUUUUUAUAAUAUGGUUGAGCUCAAAAACAGUUUUGAGUAUUUUGAAUAAUAAAAACCAUGAUACAUCUUCUGAUUAUGCUCCUCUAACUUUAGCAGGUAGAAAUACUUGUGAAGUUUUAUAAAAAUACUGGUUUCUAAUAACACUGGUAUAAAUAGGCUCUGGGGUUCAAUAGCUGAUACCUCAAACAAAUCCAAUUGCUUUACUAUACCAGUUAAAUCAAGAUUUCUGGAAGUGGGACUUUAAAGUUUUCCAGGUGUGAUUUUCAUGUGUGAGCUGGGGUGGGACACAUUGUUCUAGAAUUUAUUGAAUAUUUCUCCUUAUUUAGGGCUUGCAUAGAUAGGGUGGCUUUUUUAAAACUAGUUCCUGAUGAGUGGUGGCUUUUUACAUUUAACACUUCACAGAAAAGAAGUGCCCUUGGGGCUGGGGAUUUAGCUUAGCUGCAAAAGCGCCUGCCUUGCAAGUAGGCAGUCGUGAGAUCGAUCCCCGGUACCGGUACCGAUAAAAAAGGAAAGACAAAAAAAAAAAAAAAAAGAGAAAAGAACAGAAAAGACAAGAAGUGCCCUUGUGAUAUCCUUGUCACUGGAGGCUGUAACUGCAACCGAUCCUGUCUAUCCCUUGAAAAAUUAAGAUACCAGCCCUGCUUUUCCCCUCUGUGCCCUUGUGUAUCACCACGUAUGUAGCAGGGCCUUCUGAAUCAUCUGUUUUCCUAAGGAGAGAGGUCUAAGCAUUUUGGCAUGUACUGAAAUUUUUAAAAGGUUUAUUAGGAAUUCAAGUUAUUAGGAGUUAAAGAUUUCUAGACAGCAUAAUGUAGAUUGACUGGUAUCUGGAAUGGAGCUCAAGACCUCGCGCUUGCCCAGCAGGUGCUGUGCCACUGAGCUACCUUCCUGGCCUAGUUUUUUGGUUUUGUGUACUGGGGAUCGAACUCACGACGUCACACUUGCCAGGCAGAUGCUUAUGCCACUGAGCUAAAUCCCCAGCCCCUUAAAGCAGGUAUUUUUAAAAGGACUGAUCUUUCUUUCUUUGUGGUGCUGGCGAUGAACCCAGAGGCGUGGCGCAGUCUAACUACACAAUGUUCUGAUGAAUUACACUCCCAAGAAAGAUUUCUGACUAAGAACCAUCUUAUCCCAAUUUUAAGGAUGCAUGUGAACUGCUCAGGUCGCAGUGAAGUCCGUGGAAUAUUAAUGUAACCGAGCAACUUGAAAAACUAAGCCCACAAGGUUUCCUUCGAAGUCUGGUUUUACAAAUGUCUCUGGUUAACGACAACAGCCAUCCCUUUAGGGCUCAGCACAAGCAGCUGAAGUUCUCAGGACAAAUCAAUGGCACAAAUGGGGCACCGCCACCUCAGUUUCGCUUCCUUAGAAGCUGCUGUCACAAUGCAGUCAAAACGUGAGGAUCUAAUCCUUUUCCGGCUUCAAAUUAACCUCUGGUUCGCUCCCCUGAGACAGCCACCUGUACGCCCGCCCCUGCUGUCCGGCGGAAUCCCACUCAGCGCUCACCCGAAGUACUUUCCGCUUCUGCUCACUUCCCCUUCCGGGUCGGGGCCCUGCCGGUAUCCGGUCUGGGCAUCUGGUCUGGCAUCCGGUCUUGCGUACUAGGUCCCGAGCGUGGGCCCUUCCGCCCGGCCGUUGCCAUGGCAGCCGGCGGCUGGGUCUGACGGUGAAGUCAGGGCGGUGUUGCGUUGUCGCGCAGAGACUGCGCGGCUCCAGGCCUGCAGGGACCCAGAAUGGGCUGAGGUGGCGGCGGCGGCGGCGGCGAGGAUCGGGCGCGACACCGAAGCCAGGCUUGGAAAUGGAGAUGUACGAAACUCUUGGAAAAGUGGGAGAGGGAAGUUAUGGCACUGUCAUGAAGUGUAAACAUAAGAACACCGGGCAGAUAGUGGCCAUUAAGAUAUUCUACGAGAAGCCAGAAAAAUCUGUCAACAAAAUUGCAACGAGAGAAAUAAAGUUUCUAAAGCAAUUUCAUCAUGAAAACAUGGUUACUCUGAUUGACGUUUUUAAACAGAAAAAGAAAAUUCACUUGGUGUUUGAAUUUGUUGACCACACAGUGUUAGAUGAGUUACAACACUAUUGUCAUGGACUAGAGAGUAGACGACUUAGAAAAUACCUCUUCCAGAUCCUUCGAGCAGUUGAGUAUCUUCACAAUAAUAACGGAUUGAACUCACAGCUUCGUACUUGCAAGGUUAUUCAUCGAGAUAUAAAACCUGAGAAUAUUUUAGUGUCCCAAUCAGGAAUCGCCAAGCUCUGUGAUUUUGGUUUUGCACGAACUCUAGCAGCUCCUGGUGACAUUUACACAGAUUAUGUGGCCACACGCUGGUACAGAGCUCCAGAACUAGUGUUAAAAGAUACUUCUUACGGAAAACCCGUGGAUAUCUGGGCCUUAGGCUGUCUGAUCAUUGAGAUGGCCACUGGAAGUCCCCAUCUUCCCAGCAGUUCUGAUUUAGAUUUGCUCUAUAAAAUCGUUUUAAAAGUAGGCAAUUUGACACCUCAUCUGCAGAAUAUCUUUUCCAAGAAUCCUGUAUUUGCUGGAAUGAUCCUUCCUCAAGUUCAACACCCCAAAAAUGCAAGAAAAAAAUAUCCAAAGCUUAAUGGAUUAUUGGCAGAUAUAGUUGAUGCUUGUUUACAAAUUGAUCCUGGUGAGAGGAUAUCAUGUACUGAUCUUUUGCAUCAUGAGUAUUUUACUAGAGAUGGAUUUGCUGAAAAGUUCUUACCAGAAUUAAGAGCUAAAUUACUACAAGAAGCAAAAGUUAAUUCAUUGAUAAAGUCAAAAGAGAAUUAUAAAGAAAAUGAGCUAUUAAAAGAUGAAAGAAAAACCAUUUUUACCAAUACACUGGACACAGAAAAAGAGAAAAAGCCCAAGGAGAUCAAAGUCACAGUUUUUAAAGUCAGAGAAGGAAAAGGAGAUACCUCAGAACUGCGAAAGACAGAGGGUGAAGGUAGACACGGCCAUCAGGACACAGCGGAAAAUGUUCAUGCUUUGUCUCAAAACACAAAACCUGCAGUCUCCAACCCCCCAAACCCUGCCAUUGCCACCGCCAGCUCCAGUGAUGUGAAGGAGGAGCCCCAUGCUGAAGGCUACAGGAUCAUGCCGCCCAUCAAUCUUACUAACACGAAUUUGAUGGCUGCAAAUCCCAAUUCGAACCUCUUCCACCCCAAUCCAAGGUUAACUGAAAGAGCGAAAAAGAGACGCACUGCUUCGCAAUCUAUUAGACAAGUUAUAUCUAAUAGCAGGCAAGAAGACGUAGGGCCAACUCAGAUGGAGAAGAGUAUCUUCAAUGAGCGCACAAGUCAAAGUGACCAAACAGCAAGUGGCUACAAAAGGAAGCUGAACUUUUGCAGAUUUGAUAGGAAAGAAUUCCAUUUCCCUGAGUUGCCUUUCGCGGUACAGUCAAAGGACAUAAAAGGAAUGGAAGUGAAACAGAUAAAAGUACUGAAGAGGGAGUCAAAGAAGACAGAUUCAUCUAAAAUACCGACUCUACUUAAUGUGGAUCCGAAUCAAGAAAAGCAGUACCGAGGAUUGAACUCACGACUGCCUGCUUACAAGGUGUCCACCAUUUGUAACAUCUUUCCUGGAUGGUGCAGGAAAGGCAGGCUUGACUGACCCUCCUAACCUCCAAGUGGGUCAUGCCACUUGGUCUCCUGGAACCUGGCUACUCUAAGCUGAAGAAUUCUGGAUUAUCCUUCAAGAUACGACUGGAACAUCAGCUUCUAUGGAAAUGCUUUGCCCGCCUUGCCAAGCAAUAAGCCCAGCUUCACCUCUUUGGUACCUGGCUAAUAAACAGCUUGUUUACCUGUUGGACUGCCUCUCUCCCUGCCAGGGCAUAAGCUCACAGCGGCCUGUACACCUUUGGAUUUUCUUUCUUUCUUUGUCUGUACCUCUCCCCACUACCUCUUGCCCAUGUGCCUUGCCCUUAUACCUGCCAUGAGGUCAGUGCUAAUUAAAUGCUAAUUGUUGGAACAGAGAGCUAUGGGGAUUUGAGGUAGGAUCUACUAGAAAUCUCAGAGCUUGGAAUCAAACACUUUAUGCAUCUCUGACACUUGAAAAAGCUAAGAUACGGAGCCAGGGAUUUAGCUCAGCAGCACAAGUGCCUGCUUGGGAAGUGCAAGAGGUCAUGAGUUCAAUCCCUAGUACCAAAAAACAGAAAACAAAAAGAACAGCAUGAGUUCAAUCCCUAGUACCAAAAAAAAAAAAAAAAAAAAAAAAGUUAAGAUACUUUUCCCCAAAAAAGAAGCACCUGAACAAGAAAACUGUAUCCACUAGUACAUAUACAAAUGUGUAAAAAAAAAAUCUAUAAAACCAGGAAAUCUUAAUGAGAUAGGCCAAUUGGAUCAGUAAUAUCAAAGUUGGGGUAUGGUACUACAGUAUCCCAAAAUGUUACCAUAGGGACAUGAAUCUAUGUAUUGUUAAAACU
This is a messenger RNA of Cavia porcellus (domestic guinea pig), 4410 nucleotides long. It is a transcript of the gene Cdkl3, whose product is annotated as cyclin dependent kinase like 3. Bases 1791 to 3599 code for a protein of 602 amino acids. The record is from RefSeq and is a predicted model, not a curated record. The transcript has 16 exons. NCBI's taxonomy places the organism in Eukaryota, Metazoa, Chordata, Mammalia, Rodentia, Caviidae. Gene Ontology annotation, molecular function: ATP binding; protein serine/threonine kinase activity. Gene Ontology annotation, biological process: protein phosphorylation; intracellular signal transduction. Gene Ontology annotation, cellular component: nucleus; cytoplasm.